This is a messenger RNA of Impatiens glandulifera, 4373 nucleotides long. Its product is annotated as regulator of nonsense transcripts UPF2. The record is from RefSeq and is a predicted model, not a curated record. Lineage: Eukaryota; Viridiplantae; Streptophyta; Magnoliopsida; Ericales; Balsaminaceae. The transcript is spliced from 18 exons. Gene Ontology annotation, cellular component: exon-exon junction complex; cytoplasm. Gene Ontology annotation, molecular function: protein binding; RNA binding. Gene Ontology annotation, biological process: nuclear-transcribed mRNA catabolic process, nonsense-mediated decay. Bases 334 to 3921 code for a protein of 1195 amino acids.
UCAGAUUAAUAAAAUCGCGAACCCUAGGAUUUGGGGCUGUCGCUUCUUCUUCUUCAACACGAUCUUCAUCUUUGCUCCUUUGAGUUCGUUAAUCAGCCGCGAUCCAAAGAUUUAACAGUCUCUCACCUUCGCUUGCGCCCUCACUCGUUCCAUUUGUAACAAUCUCAGACCUCUUCUAAUUGUCGUCCCUGCUUCAGACCACAGUGCAACAUCAAUCACGAAGGGACCGUCAGCUAUUUCCGUUCGUGCUGGAACCAUCGCCCGACAUUUGAAUUAUUGCAUACUGCUGAUGUCGCAUUUCUUUGGUCAGUAACAGCUGAUUAUUAUCUAGCAAUGGAUCAACCUGAGGAUGAAAGUCGUGCUGGUAGUGAGAAUCAGGCCAAGCAAGAUGGUGAACAGGAAACAGCUGCACGUCAUGAAGAAUUAAAAAAAUUAGUGGAGGCUAAGAUUGCUCUUCGCCAAAGUAACUUGAAUCCUGAAAGACCUGACAGCAUUUUUCUUCGGACGUUAGAUUCCAGCAUAAAACGCAAUACAGCAGUUAUUAAGAAACUUAAGCAGAUUAAUGAAGAACAGCGAGACAGUUUGAUGGAUGAGUUGAGAAAUGUCAACUUGAGCAAAUUUGUUACUGAAGCAGUGACAGCCAUCAGUGAGGCAAAGCUACGGUCUUCUGAUAUUCAAGCUGCUGUUCAGAUUUGUUCGCUGCUUCAUCAAAGGUACAAGGAUUUCUCACCAAGUUUGGUUCAGUGCCUGCUGAAAAUCUUCUUUCCUGGAAAAUCUAGUGAUGAUUUGGAGGCAGACAAGAACUUAAGAGCGAUGAAGAAGCGUAGCACAUUAAAGCUCCUCCUGGAGCUGUACUUUGUUAGAGUAAUAGACGAUUGUAGUAUUUUUGUUAAUAUCAUCAAGGAUCUUACCAGUAUGGAGUAUUUUAAGGACCGUGAGGCAACACAGACGAAUCUGUCUCUUCUUGCCAGCUUUGCUCGACAAGGGAGAACCUUCCUUGGACUUCCACUGUCAGGACAACAAGUACUUGAUGAGUUUUCCAAGGACCUUAAUAUCACAGCAGAUCAGAAGAAAUUUUUCAGGAAGGCAUUUCAUUCAUAUCAUGAUUCUGCUGCAGAACUUCUUCAGUCAGAGCACGCUUCACUUCGCCAAAUGGAGCAAGAAAAUGCCAAGAUUCUAAAUGCCAAAGGUGAAUUAAAUGACGAAAAUGCAUCAACGUAUGAGAAGUUGCGACGAGCUUAUGAUCAUCUGCAUCGAGGUGUAUCAGCAUUAGCAGAAGCUCUUGACAUGGAACCUCCAGUAAUGCCAGAGGAUGGCCACACAACCAGGGUUACUACUGGGGGGGAAUCAUCAUUACCAAAUUCUGGGAAAGAUUCUUCAGUUCUUGAAGCAAUCUGGGAUGAUGAAGAUACCAAAGCAUUUUAUGAAAGCUUGCCUGACCUUAGAGCUUUUGUUCCAGCUGUGCUUUUGGGAGAAGCAGAACCCAAGGCUAAUGACCAUUCUCCAAAGUCACAAGAGCAACCAUCUGAUUCACAUGAGCCAGACCAAAGUCAGAGCGUUAGCCAAGAACCUGUAGAGGCUUCCCGUGAAGCUGCAGUUGUUCAGGAGGGGAACAAUGAGAAAGCCAAAGACAAAGAUGCAAAAGAAAAGGAAAAGUGUAAGGAUCCUGAAAAAGACAAAGGAAAAGACAAAGAUGCUGAAAGAAAAAUAGAAAAUGAAAAGGAGAAACUUAAAGGACUAGAGGGGACAAAUUUGGAUGGUAUGUUGCAGAGGCUUCCAGGAUGUGUGAGCCGGGAUCUAAUUGAUCAAUUAACUGUGGAAUUUUGUUAUUUGAAUUCAAAAUCAAGCAGAAAAAAGCUUGUGAGAGCCUUGUUCAAUGUUCCCAGGACAUCUCUUGAACUGCUUCCGUACUACUCUCGUAUGGUUGCCACACUAUCCACUUGUAUAAAAGAUGUUUCUUCCAUGCUCUUACAGCUGCUGGAGGAAGAGUUCAACUCUCUGAUAAAUAAGAAGGAUCAAAUGAAUAUUGAAACAAAAAUACGUAAUAUUCGCUUUAUUGGGGAGCUCUGCAAAUUCAAAAUUGCUUCACCUGGAUUAGUGUUCGGUUGUUUGAAGACUUGUUUGGAUGAUUUUUCGCAUCAUAACAUAGAUGUUGCAUGUAAUCUCCUUGAGACCUGCGGACGAUUUCUCUAUCGAUCUCCUGAAACUUCUGUGCGAAUGGCCAAUAUGUUGGAAAUUUUGAUGCGGUUGAAAAAUGUCAAGAAUCUGGAUCCUCAUCACAGCACUCUUGUAGAAAAUGCUUAUUAUCUCUGCAAACCACCUGAACGAUCAGCAAGGGUUUCUAAAGUCCGCCCUCCUUUACAUCAGUAUAUAAGGAAGCUUCUUUUCUCAGAUCUGGAUAAAUCUUCAAUUGAGCAUGUGCUAAGACAACUCCGUAAAUUGCCUUGGAAUGAAUGUGAUUCCUACCUCUUGAAGUCCUUUUUGAAGGUUCAUAAAGGAAAAUAUGGUCAGAUUCACUUGAUUGCUUCUCUCACUGCUGGGUUGAGCCGCUAUCAUGAUGACUUUGCAGUUGCUGUUGUUGAUGAGGUUUUGGAAGAAAUUAGGGUGGGGUUGGAAUUGAAUGACUAUGGGAUGCAGCAGCGUCGAAUUGCGCAUAUGCGAUUCUUGGGGGAGCUAUACAGUUACGAACAAUUAGAAUCAUCUGUCAUUUUUGAUACACUUUAUUUGAUUCUCAUGUUUGGCCAUGGGAGUUCAGAGCAAGAUGUGCUGGAUCCACCUGAAGACUGUUUUCGCAUCAGGAUGAUAAUUACACUUCUCGAAACCUGUGGCCACUAUUUUGAUCGAGGGUCUUCAAAGAGGAAGCUUGAUAAAUUCCUAAUUCAUUUCCAAAGAUACAUUCUGACUAAGGGUGCAGUUCCACUGGAUAUUGAAUUUGACCUACAGGACCUGUUUGCUGAUUUAAGGCCCAACAUGACCCGCCACUCAUCCAUUGAAGAAGUUAAUACUGCUUUAAUUGAACUCGAGGAGCAUGAACACACCGCUUCAAUAGAUAAAUCUAGCAAUGAGAAACACUUGGACAGCGAAAAAUCUUCAAGAAGUGCGUCUAGCAGUAUUUCAACGAAUGGAAAGAGCCUUGCAAAUGGUAUCCAGCAAAAUGGUGGCGGGGUUCACGAGGUCAUAGGUGGUGAGAGUGAUACCGAUUCAGGGAGUGGGUCGGUGGAUCUUGAGAGGAAUGAUGACGACGAUUUGGAAGAUGAUAAUCGCGAUGAUGACUAUGAGAGCGAGGAUGAUUAUGAUGGGCGCGUCCCUGCAUCUGAUGAGGAUGAUGAAGUUCAUGUAAGGCCAAAAGUAACUGAGGUUGAUCCUCAAGAAGAAGCUGAGUUUGAGAAAGAACUUAAAGCUCUCAUGCAGGAGAGUUUGGAUUCACGGAAGCUAGAAAUCCGUGCCCGACCGACCUUAAACAUGAUGAUACCGAUGCACGUUUUCGAAAGCUCUAAAGCUGAAAAUGGCGACGAGACAUUAGAGGAGGAAUCAGGAGAAAGUAAGGAAAUCCAAGUGAAAGUUCUAGUGAAACGAGGAAGCAAGCAACAGACGAGACAAAUGUUUAUUCCUCGCGAUUGCUCCCUAGUUCAGAGUACGAAACAGAAAGAAGCAGCAGAGCUAGAGGAGAAACAGGACAUAAAGCGAUUGGUACUUGAAUACAACGAUAGGGAAGAGGAGGAGCUUAACGGUUUGUCAGGAGCACAGUCCGCAGGCUGGACGCAAAGCAGCGGCGCAAGUGGUGGCAGGGGAGGAGGCAGAGGCGGCGGCAAUCCUUCAUGGGGUGGGGAGGGACAUGGGAGAGGCAGUGGAACCCGCCAUCGAUAUCCUCAGUAUCAUUGGGGUGGCGGUGGAGGAGGUUAUUAUAGUAGGAGGAGGUGAAAAUUGGCUCAUUUAACGAUAAAGUUUGGUAUAAAAAGAGCGUUUGUCCGACGACAUACGGUUUGCUUGACGUCAUAAACCCUAGAACACAAUGUGUUCUUUUCAGGUAUACCCCAAGUGAGUGAGACCUUUGAAUAGUGUGCUUAUUAUAACUCUGGUAAUAGUCAACUUUCAUAUAGUAUGAUGAGUAAAUCAGUUUGGGUUGGGAUGGUUGGUAUAAACCCUAGAUGAUUAAUGCAACUCGGAUGGAGAGUGUGGUCAUGUUUGUGCCCUAUGAAAUGACUGACUCAGCGAUAGAUUCUCGGGUGAUAGUAGAGUUAACCAUGUUCAAGUUUGUGUAUAGAGGAGGAGGUGAUUGUUCAUAAAAUAUGCUUCUUAUUAUGAGAGGAGUUAUAGUUUAUGUUGCCAACACAUUUAUGCUUUAUAUUAUUGUGAUACCUACAAUGUGCUUU